UGUAGCAGGAACAGGUGGAGUCAGUUUCACUUUCACAUUAGUUUUGGUCAAACACGUCUGAAGCGUCACAGACACUGAGAGAAUCAUCAUAUAAUCGCCACAGGUACCAAAAGCUGCAGAUCAACCAUGUCGAAGACAUCAAUGGAGAUCCAUGAUUCAGACAUGAGUGAUGAGAUGCAGCGUGAGGCUCUUCAGGUCGGUCUCCUGGCUGUGAAUAUGUACUCACAGGGAAUUGACAUUGCUACCUACAUGGUGAAGGAGUUUGAGAGAAAGCAUGGGCUCACUUGGCACUGCUUUAUAGGGAGCUCUGGCUCACAUGUGCGACCAAAUCAGAACGGUUAUAUCUGCUUCUCUGUUGGUGGCAAAAGAAUUGUGCUCUUCAGAACUGACUGAGGUUCAGCAACAGUUCAAACACAAUUUAUUUGAUCCACAUAAUUAAUAAAAUAUCCAUUUUCAGA
This is a messenger RNA of Megalobrama amblycephala (Wuchang bream), 458 nucleotides long. Its product is annotated as dynein 8 kDa light chain, flagellar outer arm-like. Bases 127 to 393 code for a protein of 88 amino acids. The transcript is spliced from 3 exons. The record is from RefSeq and is a predicted model, not a curated record. Gene Ontology annotation, molecular function: dynein light intermediate chain binding; dynein intermediate chain binding. Gene Ontology annotation, biological process: microtubule-based process; cilium assembly. Gene Ontology annotation, cellular component: cytoplasmic dynein complex. Lineage: Eukaryota; Metazoa; Chordata; Actinopteri; Cypriniformes; Xenocyprididae.